AUGUUGUCUCGUGUUUCCGCCCGUGCCUACAGCACUGCUCCUGUGAAAUUGGUCUCCAGAGAUGCUUCCGGCUCCUUGUCCACUUUGUCCGUGAAGGUGUCUAACGCCGGUUCCAAGUCCGGUAAGGCAGGUGUCGCUCACCUCUUAUCCAAGUUUGGAUUCCUCAACAACGAAGUCAAGUCUGCCUUGAGAUUCACCAGAGAAUCCGAGCUUUUGGGAGGUAAAUUCUCCUCGCACGUAACCAGAGAUGCUAUCGUGUUGCUGACGCAGUUCUUGAAGCAGGACUUGCCUUACUACGUGGACGAGUUGGCUAACACCUUGGCCAAGCCAUUGUACAGACCAUUCGAGUUCACCGAGACCGUGGUUCCAGUUGCCAAGGCUGAGGCUGCUGCUGGCAACGCCAACAGUGGCUUUGUGGCCUUGGAGAAAUUGCACGAGCUUUCGUUCAGAAGAGGUUACGGUAACUCCUUGUACUACCACGACUCCAACAAGGUCACCCUUGACGACGUGGUGGACUUUGGAGCUGCUGCUUUCACCAAGGACAACGUGUCCAUCAUUGCCUCCGGCGUCAACGAGGCUGACUUGGCUGGUUUCGUGGCCGACUCUGCCUUCUCUGAAUUGCCUUCUGGCUCCAUCGCUGCUCCUGCUGUCAAGUCCCACACCGGUAAGGAAACCCGUGUUGCAACCACCGGACCAUCUGUUGCCGCCAUUGGUGUUCCUGUGGCCAAGGGUGACUUCGCCAAGUACGAGGUUUUGGCUGCUGCCGCUGGUACCUCUGUUUUGGCCGGUGCUGCCUCUCCAUUGGCUCAGAUCCCAGGCGCUGACUCCAAGUUGUACAAGUACGAAGACGCUGGUUUGUUUGUUGUUUCUGUUUCUGGUGCUGAUGCUAGCUUGGUUGCCGAGGGUAUCAAGUCUGCUAAGGCUGCUGUGGAGAAGAUCUCUGCCUCUGACUUGAGCGCUGCUACCAAGGCUGCUGAGUUGUCUGUAGCCUUGCAGGACUCCUUCGAGUUCCCACACGACAUCACCAUCUCCGCUGACAGCGGCAAGGGUGCUAAGUUGGGCGAGUUCAACUACGUGGCUGUUGGAAACACCGACGUGUUGCCAUUUGCCGACGAGUUGUAA
Molecule: messenger RNA, 1122 nt
Organism: Sungouiella intermedia
Lineage: Eukaryota; Fungi; Ascomycota; Pichiomycetes; Serinales; Metschnikowiaceae
Source: the annotation of a GenBank genome assembly